This is a messenger RNA of Xylona heveae TC161, 843 nucleotides long. Its product is annotated as ribosomal protein L28e. The record is from RefSeq and is a predicted model, not a curated record. The coding region runs from base 73 to 528 and encodes 151 amino acids. Gene Ontology annotation, molecular function: structural constituent of ribosome. Gene Ontology annotation, biological process: translation. Gene Ontology annotation, cellular component: cytosolic large ribosomal subunit; ribosome. The transcript has 5 exons. NCBI's taxonomy places the organism in Eukaryota, Fungi, Ascomycota, Xylonomycetes, Xylonales, Xylonaceae.
CACGCGAAUUUGGAGAGAAUUCCACAUCGACGCCGCUCUUGACGCUGACGAUCAAUCAAAAAAGCCGACAAAAUGACUAACGUAUCCUCCGACCUCAUCUGGGAAAUCACCCGCCAGAACAACUCCUUCCUGUUCAAGCGCAGGGGCAAUGGAGGCAUCCAGCUCUCCCGGGACCCUCUCAACCCGGUGAACAAGCAGUCUCGGAAGUACAACGGCUUCGUCAACGAGAAGGCUGUCGGUGUCCAGCCCGCUGAGAAGGGCGGUGUCGUCGUCACCACCAAGAACGCGAAGAAGGUCAACACACCUGCUGCCAGCUACAGCACCAGCACCAUUGGCCCCAACACCUCCAACCGCAAGACCUACAAGGCCAUUGCCAACAUCACCUCCAAGAACAGCUACCGCCCCGACAUCCGUGCUGAGGCUAUUGCCCGUGCCAGCGCCAUCAAGCUGAGCCAGCGCCCCAAGAAGGACGCUGCUGAGAGCAAGCCCCGUGGUGCUAAGGCCAAGAAGACCGAGGAGUCUGCUUAAAUUAUGAGGUCGAAUAAGUAGGCGGGGGAAGAAAAAGAGUGUAUGUUAGACCCGACGUUCUCUGUGAGAGAUGUCGGUAUUCAUCAUCUAUCAAUCACAAGCAUAAAAUUUGAACCAUCUACCUCUCGCGUCCGCUGCUACUUGCUAUCACAAAGGUGUCCGAGUGUCAUGUUGUCAUGUUCGUGCCCGGGGUCCUUUGUGGAGACAAAUGAUUCUCCCGUUUUCAAAGGUCGGCGCUCGCUGAAUCAACGUCCGAAAUCAAUCGUCGCUUUCCCGCAGCUACAGUCUAGAUUAAAUUGAGACCAUCCCUUACGG